AUGUUGACCCUGCUGUUGACCAAGUUCCUCGAGCAACACCUCGUCCUCACCGUCGUCCUCAUCCUCAUCCCGCUCCCCCUCCGCGCCCUUGAGACAUACCUGCGGAGAUGGAGGCUCGCACAGGCCCGAGGCUGCCGGGAGGCUACGAGCAAAGUUCCUGUCAAGGAUCCCAUCAUCGGGUUUGACUUUCUGUACAGAGCUUUGUUCGGUCAUGCCCCGGAGCGAUACCUCGAGAGUACGUGGACGGCGUUCAAGGAGAUGGGGACCACGUACGUAGAAAAGAGGUGGACUUGGCAGUGUGUUUACACCUGCGACCCUCUAAACCUCAAACAGAUUCUUGCCACUGCCUCUGAGGACUUUGAUCUCCCAGAGUUUCGCACCUCGGUCAUUGGACAUGUCUUUGGCCGGGGUAUCUUUGUCCUCUCAGGACACACAUGGAAGCAUGCUCGGACUGUUCUGAGACGAAGCUUCAAGAAAGAAAACCCUGCACCUUUCCUUGAAACUCUAGAGCGCAACUUUCAAGCCUUUACAAGUCAUGUUCCAACUGAUGGGUCUGGAGUUGACCUUCAGCCCCUGUUUCUAGGUCUCACCAUGGACGUUGCAACAGAGUUUCUCAUGGGGCACUCGACAGGCAUGCUCGGCAACAAAGACUAUCAUUCCAGGGAGCAGCAGUUUGUCGAUGACUACAUGGUCUGCUCCGAGGAGAUUAUCCAGCAGAUGCAACUAGGUCCCUUACACCGGCUCAAGUUCAACUUCAAAGCUAAGAGGGCUAAGAAGAGAGUGUAUGAGUAUCUCGACAAGUUUAUUGACGAGUCUCUUCAACACUCCAAAGACAGCAACCCUGAGGGUAAUUUCUUGGCAGACAUGAUGGCUAUAGCCAAGGACCGCAAGGGUCUAAGUGAUCAGAUCCUCCACAUCCUCUUGGCAAGCAGAGACACUACCUCGAGCUUACUGAGCAACCUCUUCUUUGUCUUAUCCAAGAACCCAGACAUCUUUGCCAAGCUUCGACAAGAAGUCCUCACCAUCUCUGGCCACGAACCCCCUACAGCCCACCAACUCAAGGAGAUGACUUACAUGAAGUGGUGCGUCAACGAAUCCCUGAGGUUGCAUCCUGUCAUCCCCACAAACGCCCGUGUCGCAGUCAGGGACACGACCAUCCCUCGUGGUGGCGGCGCCGACGGGCAGUCCCCCCUCCUCAUCCCCAGGGGCACCGCCAUGUUCUACAACGUCUACGCCAUGCACCGCAGCGAGGCCGUCUUUGGGCCCGGCGCCGACGAGUUUAUUCCCGAGCGGUGGCGGGACCUGAGACCGGGCUGGGGAUAUCUCCCCUUCAACGGCGGUGCCCGGGCCUGCAUCGGGCAACAGUAUGCGCUUCUGGAAACGCACUACGUUGUGGCUAGGAUGGCGCAGACGUAUACUCGGCUGGAGUCGAGGGAUGAUAGGGAUUGGAUGGAGCUGUACGCCUUGGCGUUGUGUUCUAAGAAUGGGACUAGGGUUGCUGCGAGACGUUGA
Molecule: messenger RNA, 1512 nt
Organism: Fusarium keratoplasticum
Lineage: Eukaryota; Fungi; Ascomycota; Sordariomycetes; Hypocreales; Nectriaceae
Exons: 3
Coding region: 1-1512 (503 amino acids)
Molecular function (GO): monooxygenase activity; heme binding; iron ion binding
Source: RefSeq, a predicted model, not a curated record